AUGCUCUUGGCGAGUGCACACCGUCUGCGACAUUGCACAGAGGCAGCCGAAGUGGACACGGAAGCAAAGGAGCUUCCGGCCGUGGUGACAGCAGCAGACGCAGCAGCGAGCACAUCGGAAGCAGCUGCCCCUGUCAAGGAGGCGAUUGCCGGGGCCCUCGGCACUAGCCCAGCACCAGCCCCAGCCAAGGGCAAAGCCAAGGGCUCCUUCGAGGGUGCUGGAAAGGCCAUACCUGUGGCGGCAGCAGACCCGGAGGAGACUGAGCAGACAGGAGAGGAUGUGAGUACGAGUGCGGAGGGCGACCAGGACGAAACAGAGGACAGCUUCGAAUCUGCACGACGUGGCGACCUGAACAAGGUGAGUACGAGUGCGGAGGGCGACAAGGACAAACAAGAGGACAGCUUGUUGGAAGCUGCACGACGUGGCGACCUGAACAAGGUGAAGGAGCUCUUGGCGGACGGUUGCGACCCACGUGCCUGGGUGAGUGGUCAAGAGACUUUCGCAAACAGAGCACUUGCUGCCGAUGGCAAAAGCCGGGGUUUCAUCCCCAGGACAAGGGCUGCCGAUGGCAAAAGUUCGGGAACCAUGCCCCUCAUUGCAGCUGCAGUCUCAGGGCACAGCCAUGUUGUGUGGGAGCUCUUGCAGUCCAGAGCUGAUCUGAAUGAGAGAGAUUCCGAUGGACUCACAGCGCUCUCGGCAGCUUUCUGCUCGCCGAAUUGCGACAUCCACAUGUGGUUUCUUCUCCAUCACGCAGUGGAUCAGGAGCGAAAGAAGCCUUCUCAGAGCUCGGAUGCUCAAGCAGACCUCCGAAAUGAUGAUGAGCAGCCCUUGCACAAGCUCCAGAACACUCAAGCAGACAUCAGGGAAGACCCGGGGCGAAAUCAGAGUUCGGACACUCCAGAAGGUUUCCCGGAGGAGGAGAAGCGCACCUUACACAUGCACUCGAACGCCGGAGCAGACAUCCGGGAGCAUGAGUUUUUGCGCAGGCUCUGCGACGGGAACAUGAAUGCAAAAACGAUGGCAGACAUCCGGGCGGAUGAGAAGCGGACCGAGCGCAUGCUUGUUACACUGCUGCGUGGAGAGGGACAUAUCUUCACGGAAAUGGUUGCCGGCUUGCUGAAAGAGGUUGAACCCGGCCGCUACCGGUCAGAGAGAUUGAAGGAGCGGAUGCGCACAGUCCUUUGCGACUAUGCGCUGGACGGGCAGAAGGUGCAGAAGUUUCUUGAGGAUCGUGGGAGGGCUCCUCGAAAGUCCAUGUAUGUCCUAGCAGACGAUCGUGCCAAGAAGCCCGACGAUGUCGAUGCAUUCAACCUGAGCUGGCACAAUAUGCUCUAUGCGCCGGAAGUACAAGUGUCGUUGCGAAGCUUACCCAUCGCGGCACCUCUGGCAUGCGAGCCGUCGGUGCUUGCGGCGCUGGCAGAGACCGCUAACGAGGAGACCCUACAAACAGACACCGUGGAAGCCAUCACCGCAGCGGCGUGGCUUCAGAUGCGAGUGGCUACCGCCGUCGACAAUUUCCUGAACUGCGUGGCUUUGGGAUGUUUGUGUUUGGUAACUUGGGCAUGCCGCUACGGAGACGGAGGUAUGGAUGCCCAGCCAGCACCCCAGAACUUCUCCUUGAGUUUAGAGCCGCCCAUGAUUCUUGAAUUCCAAGUGCAGACCUGGCCUGCACUAUGGGUCCUGGCAAUGAUUCAGUUCAAAGAAGGCGUGGAGUUGCUCUGGCAUGUGGACCGCGUGAAUGGAAAGGAAAUGAAGCUGCUGGGUGAUGCCGAUGUCUCCUUUGUGCAGCCUGCGCCCAGCUUGGAAACUCUCGUUGAUUUCUUCUUCUUGGUGGCCGGUUGCUUCGCGAUCUAUCGCCAGAUGGAUCUCUGCAGCGGUGGCGAGUUGGAGCCGAUCUUCUUGCCAGGCUUCUGUUCGAUGUACUGGCUCCGACUCAUGUACAGCCUUCGUGGAGAGCGGUGGCUGGGGCCCUACCUCCUACCCAUUCUGUCAGCCGUUCGAGACACCGGGGCGUUCUUCUUCGUCACCUCCUUGUGUGUCGCAAGCGCGACCCAUGCCUACGUGAUCAUGAAUCCCCGAGGCGAGGACGACCACCCCAUAUACUCUUCGUUCCUGCACACGGUUCGAUUGGCCAUCUUCGGGGACUUUGACCUCUUUGAAUACCAGGGCCAGGACACCACCUUUCAGCUUGAUGAGAAGGGCGAGUGGGCGCCGAAUGACCCCAAACCGAAAGAUGUGGGAGGAGAGGACUCCCCCUUCUGGCCCUACAUCUACCUGCAGCUCUGCUUCUUCUGCACCGGGAUCGGCAUUACGGUGCUGCUCAUGAACCUGCUGAUUGCUAUCCUAAGCCAGAACUACGAGAUGCAACAGUGCCGGGCACAAGGGCUCUUUGUUCAGGCCCGUGCGCGUAUGCUGCUGGAGGUGGGAUGUGGGUUUAAGCUGCGGGGUUUCAAGGCUCGGUGCAAGUGUACGGUUCAGGGUUUCGGGUUUGCCAGCAGUGAAGGUGGGCGCAGUGACAAGGACCCUAAACCCUAA
Symbiodinium necroappetens is the source of this 2535-nucleotide messenger RNA. The record is from the annotation of a GenBank genome assembly. Lineage: Eukaryota; Dinophyceae; Suessiales; Symbiodiniaceae.